AUGGGGACCCCCAUGUCCCUCGAGGGUCGAGGCCUGGCAAUCUUUGUCUUGGCUGCCGUAUUCAUGAUUCUCUCCCUAACUACGGUUUCACUGAGAUGCUUCGUUCGUUCAUACAUCGUCCGAGCCUUUGGCUGGGAUGACUUUCUGAUGCUCAUAGCACUGGCACUUUUUGUCAUACUGGCGAUAUGCUGUAUGAUUGGGACGUCCAAUGGUGUCGGUCACCAAUUUGACGAUUUCACAAGUUUAGUUAUCUAUGAGAGAGCGCUUCUGUGGUGGUGGCUCAGUCAAAUGUUCUACGUCUGGUCAUCCGCUGUAGCCAAAGUUUCUAUUGCCGUUGCACUACUUCGAUUGACAGUGAACCGAGUCCACCGCAUUAUUCUUUGGAGUACGAUCACCCUGACUAUCAUUAUUGGACUCAUCUUCUGGCUAGUCCUUCUUCUGGACUGCCACCCGAUCUCCUAUUUCUGGAAGCAAGCGAACGACCGUUCAACUGGCAGCUGUCUAUCAGUAGAUAUUCUGCUGGACAUUGCAUAUCUCUAUAGUGCCCUCACAGUUGUAUGUGAUUUCACUCUUGGUAUCCUGCCAAUUUUCCUGGUUUGGCAUCUACAGAUGAAUCGCAGAACAAAGGUGGCAGUUGGGGGGAUUUUAAGCUUGGGAGCUAUCGCGAGUGUGGCUGUGAUCAUCCGACUUCCAUUCCUCAAAUAUUAUGCCGAUACUGAUUUUCUAUAUUCAACUUAUCAAAUCGCCGUCUGGACAAUCAUUGAAACCGGCCUCGGAAUCACUGCGGGUAGUCUCAUCACCCUUCGCCCGCUUUUCCGCUGGCUCCUGGAUGGAAGCUUGUCCAACGGUCAAAAUGGACGUACCCCUGAGAGAAGCUCUGGGCAGUAUCGUCUGUCCAGUUUUAGAAGUGGCGGAGCGAAACAGUCUCAAGAUCCCAGCCUAUGGCGCCCUGACACCAGUGCCAACGACAGAACAGUGGACAUCAUGUCAUUGCCUCGAUCAAAAAUUUCCAACGAUGCCAGCAGCAGCCAGGAAGCUUUGAACCCUCCGAGUUCAGCAAAUCCGCGAAACGGGGUGACUGUCCAACGUAGUUUUGUACAAACUGUGUCAGACGGGGGAAUGUAG
Molecule: messenger RNA, 1125 nt
Organism: Penicillium atrosanguineum
Lineage: Eukaryota; Fungi; Ascomycota; Eurotiomycetes; Eurotiales; Aspergillaceae
Product: Vacuolar protein sorting-associated VPS28 N-terminal
Exons: 5
Coding region: 1-1125 (374 amino acids)
Source: RefSeq, a predicted model, not a curated record